ACACGUGAAUAGUAUAGGAUUGGUUAAAAAUGAUAGAGUAAGGGAGAAAAUUUCUAAUUUUAAUAAAAAAAAUAAUUUGAUGAUCGGUUUUGAGUGCCCUAACAUAGAGUCACACAAAAAGCAGCAGCCGUCGUCGUCGUCCUCCUCCUCCGCUGCGUAAAGACCGGUCUAUGAGCUCUCCGUCGAGGAUUUCCACCAAAGUAGAAGUAAACAUGGCUGAUGAAGACGAGUUUAUUGGACAAAUGCACCAACAAUUGGUAAUCAUGAGUGGUCCGAUAACAGAUGCCAACAAUUUUGGGAUGAAGCCGGCUGCGAUAAUGAUGAUCCAACACGAACAAUUCGCCGGCCUCUCGAGAGACGAGGAGCCACAUGUGCACCUUGCUCAUUUUUCCAGACUCUGUGGGACCAUAAAGAUGGAAGGAGUGCCCGGUGAUGCCAUCAAGCUCAGGCUCUUUCCGUUUUCUCUCAAAGACGAGGCCAGGAAUUGGUUCUACUCAUUGGAAAGUGGAACCAUUUCCACUUGGGACGAAAUGGCGCGCACCUUCCUCGACAAGUACUACCCUUGGGCUAAAGCCUCGAAGUUGCGAAAGGAUAUUUGGACGUUCCGACAAAUGGAGGACGAGAGACUCUACGAGGCUUGGGAGAGAUUUAACGGGAUGCUGAGAAAGUGCCCUACUCACGGUCUUGAUAAAAGCGACAAAAUUACCGCAUUUUUUUAUGGAUGCAACUAUGAUACAAAACAAUGGCUGGAUGCCGCGGCGGGUGGAUCAAUGAUGAAGAAGACUUGUGGAGAAGCCACAAAAGUUAUUGAGAAGAUGGCUGCUAGUUCGUAUCGAUAGUGAACGAACCCCUGCAAUAGAUGUUGUCACUGCGGACCAUCUCACCUCUAUUCACCAGUAGUUGCCUAACAUGUUAUUUGACUUAUUUUUCAGUUUAACUCUAUUUCAUAUCCUACUUUGUCUUACUUCUGAGAUCAUGCUUGGACCUUGGUCCUUGAAUGUUUUAGAAAAUUAUUGUUAUGUUAUGGUUGAUUUAUAUAUUA
This is a messenger RNA of Salvia splendens (bonfire salvia), 1042 nucleotides long. RefSeq lists its product as uncharacterized. The record is from RefSeq and is a predicted model, not a curated record. Lineage: Eukaryota; Viridiplantae; Streptophyta; Magnoliopsida; Lamiales; Lamiaceae. Bases 171 to 839 code for a protein of 222 amino acids. The transcript is spliced from 2 exons.